AUUUUUUUGUUGUUUUAAAUCACGUUUUAAAUGUUGUUUAAAUGCUGAAUUUUGUUUUUUGUUCUACUUGGUUCUACUAAGCCAAAAUUUCUAAGCUGUAUCCAAAAUGACUGCCAGUGAACUAAAAAAGUGUUGCAUUUAUUUAGAAAGUGAUAAACUAACCGAAAGAAAUACGUAUUGCACAAAACUAAAUUCUGCCUUGGAAAUUCAAGAAUCUAUUAAUAUAUUAAACAGCGGAAAAGCCUCUUGGGAAAGACUGAUAAAAUCUUUGCAGAAAUGCAUUAAGAAGGAUGCAGCGAAAACAUUUGUUGAUGAUUCUAAGAAAAUGAGUGGUUCAAGCAAUAUCCCUGCAAAUUAUUUAAGUAUUGAAUUGUUUGUGAAAGUUGUUACAAAGGCCAUUAAAGAAGAUGGAGAAAUAAAUAUCAAUGAGUUGGUUAGUUAUAUACUAGGAUGCAUGUAUGACAUUCAGAUGAAAAGAUGCUAUGAAAAACAGUUAUUGGAUAUUUUACAGAAAAUAUUGUCAAAUUCCAAAUGUAGAGGAGCUCUAGAAGAAGAGGAUUGGGAUGAAAUAUACUGUAUGUUGAAGCGUUUUCUAGAAGAAUGCAAUGAGAAUUUAGUUGUCUCUCACUGUUUUAUGAUUCUAAUUAAAUACGGCCCAACAUAUGGGCUCCCUCCUAGAUUACUGAGAAAGGAAUUUGCCUUUUUGACAAAGAUUUGUCAAAAGGUAACAAUAAACUCGCCAAAGCCUAUUCAAGAAGACAUCAUAGAAACUGCCCUCGACUUUUGCAAACACACUGCCAAAGAUAAUCGUGUCUCAUGUUGCAAAUUUGGAGAAGAAGUAUUCAGAUCUUUAGCAGAUAUGUAUGAAAUGAAUGGAAAACCUGAAAAAACAAAGGAACUGUUAGUACAAUUUUUCCUCUUCCAAAUGAUAAUCCACCAUCCGAACGGUGUUCCAGAAGGCCAUAGCGCAGCUUAUGCCCAUGGUUGGAACAACUGGAACAAAAUUGUAAAGACUAUUUACAGUAUAAUCUCAAAAGAAAUAGGUUGGUUUUUAUUCAAAAGUAGAAGUGAGUUUUAUCAAGAAACCAGUUCAUUUUUCAAACAAGAAAACGAGAGGAUGAUUUUAAGCUCAGUUUUUUCCAGACUUCACGCCGAAACAGUCAAACAGUUAUUCAUGUGUCCAGAUUUAGAUGUCACUAUAUCAAUGGACUGUUCAUAUUAUAAUCGAUCACAAAAAAAGCAAAAAGUAAAUUUAAGUAUGAGAGGAUUGAUAGAUAAUAUUCAAGACACCAAAAAUUGGUUAUGGAUACAUCUUGUAAGGCGCUUGAUCCAGAUUCAUCCCAGUGUUAUACAAAUAGACGAUUACGUUUGUCUCCUAGAAAUAUUAUCUUCGAUUCAAAUUGAAAAGAAUGAGCAUGUCUAUUAUUGUUUAUCGACAAUGCUGCACAUGGAAAAUAGUUUAGAAAUAGGAAAAUUCCAUCAAGAGAAAUUAAGAAAGUUGUGGAAAGUUAUCGGAGAAAAUACUACUAGGGCAUUUGGCUUAAACCAACACAAAGAUGCCACCGAAGCCCUCUUAGAAGAAUUAAUCGGCAGAGAAAUAGUAGACUUCGAUGACAUUCUUCCAACUUACCAGUCUGACGUCAUUAACUUAACGCUACAGAGCAUCAGAACUUACAAUGCUGGUUUACGUCACAUGAUCCUAAACAACGAUGUGCAGAAGAACGAGUGUAUAAUGAAGAGCGUACUGAAACCCCUAACUCACACAGGAUGUCACUAUCUUCGCAAUAAAGAUACCGCCGCAUUCCUAGUAAGACUGAUUUUAAAGCAGUGGCAAUCCAAAGACCAACAACCAAAAAGUGAAGCAGUUGACAUAGACGAGUAUGACAAAUUAACAGAAAUUUAUUUUAAAUCUUUGUUGGACGAGGAAACGUUGACAUUAACAAGUAGUAUCCACACUACGGUCAUUAAAGCUUCACCAGAUAUACAACGAGAAUGUGUUACGCUGCUAGCUACAAUGAGUUCAAAUUUUGUAAAAGAUAAUGAAAGUGUAGAAGUUUUGCUAAGUAAAAUCGCGCUCUUAGUGAAUAUUGCUAGCUGCGUUACGGAAUAUCAGAUAAUGUCCGAGGAAGAUAGUAAAAGUUGCUGGUUUGGAAUGAUAGAAGAACUUUUCGAAGCUGAUAGUCUUACGGAAUUAAAUUUGACUGAGUAUAAAAUCGAGAGAGAAAUCAAGAGACUUAUAGAUUGUGUUAAUAUUCUGAAUGACUUAUUUUCGUUGGACGUCGCCAAGUGGGCAAUGGAUAAUCUGAAGGAAUUGUUUCCGUUUAAGUUGUUAAAAAAGCUUUCUGAUGUUUUAAAUCGCCUACAAAACGAUCAAACUAGAAGUUCCACAUUGCUUCCAAAGUUGAAGACAUGUAUUCUUCAAGCUUUGUCAAGUUUUGGAUGCUUUUGUGGAAACAUUCUAAACAAAAAGCAAAAGGACGUGUUGGAAGUAUUAGUAGCGUUUAAUUACAGCUACAAUAACGACGAUGAUUACAAUUUGUGUGUGUCGUUUCUCAAAUCCGUAACAGUAUCUCAACCAGGGGUUUUGACUGACGAUAUUCUCGAAAACGUCUUACGAUGCAUUCAACAGUUGUGCAUGGCGAGAUAUCAGGAUAAGGCAGAAGAUAUACUACAUAUAUUACAAGGUAUGUUUCCCCAUAUAGCUGAAUGCGGAAAUAUGGAAUUCAAAAAUGUAUCUAUGUUGCUGCUUAAACCUUUUUAUGACAACAUCAAAAGAAAUGGGCCUAGUGUGCAGUUGGCUCUACUCAAUUGUCUACAGAAAUUAUGUGAGCUGGAUCCGUGCAACAGUUUCACAAAGUGGGAUGGUACGGAAAUAAUCCGAUUCGUACCUGAUUUUUUGAUAAGUGAUUACCAGGAAGUGCGAUUUAAGUCAAUCGAUGUCUUGAUCACUUACUUCAACAAAAUCUCCGAUGCUAGCAAUAGUGAAGACAUCCACAGACAAGAAGAAAUAUUUAUGAAAGUCUACGAAAUGAGUGUAUCUGUCUUCAACAUCGACGAAAUAACGACAAAUGAAAGAAGAGUAGACGAAGUCAUCUCUAGAACAGCUAGCGUAUUACUUACUUUCGGAGAAAUAGCAACAAACUGUGAUAAUUGGAUAAAACAAAGUAUAUAUUCGCUGAUGAAAGUAGCAUAUUAUACUAAAGAUAUGGAUUCGUUGGACAAAAUAAUUAAAAUUAUUAACAAACGGAAGUUUCAACAGUCCGAAGGUAACAUCUUAGAAACGUAUGUUUCAGACUUAGUUCAAAAAUGGUGCGCCGAUGGAUAUUCUUUCGAAAAUUUCCAGUAUACACUAUUUAACUGUUCCACGAAAUACCAUUUUUUCAUAAAAUACUUCGCCGAAUGUGCUCCAAUUUUGAUGACGACUGACGCUGCUAAUGAUAUUAUAAUAGUUGCUAAAGAACUUGUAGCAAAGGAUAAGAAACUUGUCAAGAAAACUGGAGUAAACAUAUUUACAAGUAUCAUAUGUUCCGAUCUAGACGAUAUGACAGCUGACAUAGUGGCCAAAAACAAGAGAUUGCUCAAGUAUUCGAGGGUAAUCGGACAUGAUCGUCUAAAGGGUGCUUUAAAAACCAAUUUAGGUCAAAUUGUAGUUGGAAUAUUGGAUUUUUUAACUGACGAAAAUGCUAUAGAGUCUCAUUUUGGGGAAACUGUCAUAUUUUUCGUGAAGCAUCUAAGUUCGGUUGAUGUUAGGAAAUGUUUUAAAUUUGUGGAGACAUUAUUUUGUAACAAUGAACCCUUAGCAAACUUUUUAACAAGCUCUAGUCUUUCGAAGUUCGAAAACGUUCUACUUGAACUCAAAUGUAAUAUCUACAAGAGCCAAUUCUUCAUGGACAAGCUGAAGUGUCUCUACGCAUACAGGUUUUUCGUAAACAUGAUCAUAAGUGAGCUAAAACCCGACAGCUCAUGGAGAUUCUUUUUUAUAAGGGACGUGAUAAAUACAUUGUUUAAUGUUAUCGAUAAUAAUAAAGACAGUACAAGGAUUGAAACGGCAACGUUCAGAUUUGUAAAUAGCUUUCUGAGACAGGUUUUUAAAUUUUUGACCACCAAAGAUAUCUUUCCCGAAAUUGUGAGCUUACUGAAAAAGUUUUACUUUACCAGAACUAGUAUAAAGAAAGGAUGUAAAGAACUAUUGGUGUUUUUGGUAGUAGACAAUGCCACACAUUUCGAAGAGCACAUUAAAAUUUUGGAUAGCUUUCCUGAUCAUGAGGACUUCCGUGAAAUACGAAAAGUACAGAAAAAAAUCAAGUAUGGCGACCAAGAUCCAGGCGUGGAGGAAAAAAUCGAACAGUUUUUGAAACACAAAGACAUUUUAACCAAAGGAGAUAGUUUGCAUAAUUUGAGAGAAAUUUUAUGCGACCAAAAAAUUAAGUUAACUGGAUUAUACGAGAAAUUGCAAGAUAUUAGAGGGUUUUCUGAAGAUUGUGAGCAGAGUUUGGUGCAUAGAUUGGUCUGCAUGCUGUGCCAACUGAGUUAUUCAGCGGAUCAAAAUGUUAGUUUUGAAGCUGCAAGAUGUCUAGGUGAAAUAGGUCCGAUAAAUUUACAAACUUUAGUUUUGCAAGCGGAAAAUAACCUAGUUCAUGUUCGACACUCUCCGUUUGAGAUUAUAUGCGGCACCACCAUUAGCUUGUUAAUGAAAUACCUUAUUGAAUGUGAUAUAGAGGUGAUACGGAAAGCUAGUAAGAUGUUAUAUGUGGCCUUGAAAACCAAAGAGGGAAAGAAAAUUGUAGGUGAAGGUGCUGACUUCGGUUACGGUCCUAUAAACAAGAAUGACAUAAUUCCAUUUUAUCCGACAUCUUCCUCCUCAUCUCAGAGAGUUAAAGUUGAUGUAAAUAGAUUUAUAGAAAAACUUGACUCCGACGAACUUUGGUGUCCACGGCGGAAUGUUAGCCAUCAAUCUUGGAUAAAUUUAUUAGUUUCUAGUAUGUUAGAGACCUUCGUUGAUAAUGACUUUUUAAACGGACUUACAGAAAUUUGCAACGUUAAGGUAGAAUUUUCUGAACAUCUAUUACCACUUUUAGUGAAUUUAUUAGUAUUAUAUGGCCAUAGAUCAGUAACCAACAUAUUGUUCAAAAACAUCGAAUACUUUUUCUCUGAGCAUUGGAGAUUGACAGUGCAAGAAAACAGAAAAGAAGAAUUAAUCGCAGUCAACAAAAAAUCUGUUAAAUGUAUGCUGAACGUGGUAAAUUAUGUACGCCUAAUGAAAAAUUGCAGUGUUUACAAGUCUAGACCAGUCAUAAAUGAUGAACUAAAAGUCAACAAUCUUAAAGUAGCGAAGGCUGCAGAAUUCUGCGGCAAUCAUUUCUGUGCCCUGUACUACUCAGAAUUAUGGUGUCAACAAAUCGUCGAAAGUCUUCAAAGUGACGACCCUGUAUAUUGUGAGCAACGUUCAACUAUGAUCGAUUUCAUAUACGAACAUGAGAAACCGGAAGUAGGAGAGACUUUACACAAUAUUUUAAGAAAUGCUUACAAAUCCAUUGGAGACUUCGAUGCUUUACCUCUUGGUUCGUCCUCGAAAGAGGUGAUGGAUAGUUUCAAGAACGACAGCCUGUACCAGAUCCCCGUAAAUUCUUCUAAAUUAGACGAACCCGAAUAUGAGUGUCUGUGGAGGUUGGGGCAUUGGAACUUCGAGGAGAAAAAACGAAAUGUGAACGAGACUACGAUAGUUCAUAAAGAUUUUGAGAAAUACAGGUUUUAUUCUCUAAAGGCCUUACACGAUAAUAACAAAUACGCUUUCGAGGAGUCUUUUAACUGUCAACUUUUUAAUGUAGUGAAUGAUAUAAAGAACAUCAGUUUGGAAAGCAGUCAUAACUUGUAUCCAGCUUUAACCCAACUGCAGUCCUUGAUCGAAAUUGAAGAUUUUUACAAUUUUUUGAGAGUUGGGAAUCGAACUUCAUUGACAAGGAAGUGGAAACUACAAGAUAACUUUAUUAGAAAAAGCGAUUUUCAAUAUGUAGAGCCGAUUUUUACCCAACGGUUGGUUAUGCUGAGGGAUUACCUACAAAAAGAGACAAACGAUGACGUUAUUCGGCAAUAUGUGAUUGAUUUGAGCUUGGACUUCGCAAAUCGGGCCAAGGACGAAGGACACUUCAAAGAAAGUUCCACAAUUUUGGAGAAUUUGAAAGGAAUUUCAGGAUUAAAUAGUGAAACUCUGAGCAAAAUUGAUGUGAUGGACGUUAAAUUAUCGUGGUCAGUUAACAAUACACUUGUCGCUAGAGAGAUACUCAAUACGUUGUGCAAAAGCGACCAAAUAAGUCCCAGAUUAAAAGCGACCGCUUUGAAGUUGACAGGCCAGUAUCUGAGUGAAACUAACGCAGAAAAUAGCUCCACUAUCAUCUCAGAUUAUUUUCUCGCCUCUAUUCAACAGAUGGAAACCGUGAGAAGCGAUGUUGAAGACAGGAAAAGUGUUAUGGAUACGUAUGAUAAACUUGCUGUUUUUGCCGAUCGAGAAUAUGUUCAUAUAAUGACCGCCGCCAUGAAACAAUCCAAAGAGGCAGCUUCGAGUAUUGAGAACCAAAGAAAAGGAACGUGCAAAGAAUUGAAAACCGCUGCAGUUUAUAAUCGAAAUAGUCCUAUAGACGAACAGGAAAUAGAAAGCACCAAAAUAGAAUGUAACCAGUUUUUGAACUUGGCCCUAAAAUAUUAUCUUCUUUGUCUGGAACACAGCGACGACAAAGACAUUCGAAUAUUCAGAAUAAUGUCUCUGUUCUUGGAAAACAGAAAAAAUCUCGAAAUUAGCGACACUAUUAAAGUCCACCUGCCACGCCUACCGAGUUACAAGUAUAUCGUGAUGCUGCCCCAAUUAGUACCACAUUUGUCGACAGACAACGAAAUUGACAGCUUCAAUAAGUACCUCUCUGCAAUUAUAGAGAAAUGUGCUAUGGAACACCCUCACCACACACUACCUUUGUUGCUUUAUUUGGCUAAUUCACACAAAGACCGAGAAUUUGAUGAAGUGCAUACUACUAAGACUUCUAGUAACGAUGCUAGAAUUGCUACAGCAAAAGAACUUAUCAGGAAGUUAAGAAAUAACGGGUUAUCACAAACAAUAGAUAGGCUAAACCAAGUUUCCAGGGCUCUGAUUAAUCUGGCCUAUUUCAAGCAUCCACAAGGAAACAGCGAUAGAAAAAAAGAAUACAACAUACCGAGAACUCAAAAUAUUACCAAAAUCGAAAAUUAUGACGACGUUUUGGUUCCUACUUAUCAACUUCCAGUUAGCAUUAAGAAAGAUUACUCCAAUAUCGUAGGUAUUGUAUCAUUUAAAUCAAAAUACAAAAUCGCCGGAGGAGUAAAAGUACCAAAGAGAAUAUUAUGCAGAGGAACAGACGGAAAAUACCACUCUCAACUAGUCAAAUGCAAAGACGAUCUUAGACAAGACGCCGUAAUGCAACAAGUUUUCAACAUCAUGAACAAUCUUCUGUCCUACAACAAAACCACUAAACAUUUACGGAUAAGGACCUACAAAAUCGUGCCUUUAUCGAUGAGAAGCGGAAUAUUAAAGUGGGCUGAUGAUAGUAUGUCGAUCGGGGAAUAUUUGACAGGAAACGGAAAGAACUCUGUCGGUGCACACCAAAAGUACAGGCCUAUGGACAAGUUACCGAACACGUGCAAGCGCAUAUUUGGGAAAGCUGCAGACAAGAGUCCUCAAGUCAAACUAGAAAUAUAUAAGACACUCUGCAAGAGUCUCAAGCCAGUAUUCCAUCACUUUUUUGAAGAAUUCUUCUCCCAGCCUGUUAUGUGGUAUGAAAGAAGGAGAGCUUUUAUACAUAGCGUAGCUACGACCAGUAUGUGUGGAUAUAUUCUGGGAAUUGGUGAUAGGCACACUAGUAAUAUUUUAAUAGAUAAAACUACGGCCGAAGUGAUCCACAUUGAUUUUGGUAUUGCAUUUGAUCAAGGACGAGUUUUACCAAUACCAGAAACUGUUCCGUUUAGAUUAACAAGAGAUAUGGUUGAUGCAAUGGGAGUCUCUGGAGUAGAAGGAAUAUUUAGAAAAUCAUGUGAAAGAACCAUGGAAGUUUUGCGUCAAAAUGCUGAAACUAUCAACACAAUUUUAGAAGUAUUGCUCUACGAUCCACUGUACGCAUGGACUGUUACUUCUGCAGAAGCGAAUAAACGUCAAACUGAAGGCGACGACGAAGUUGAGACUGAAUCUACAGAGCCUCCAGAAGUGCCCCAUAAUGUUUCCGCUGAGAGGGUCCUACUCCGUCUUCGUGAGAAACUUCAGGGUACAGAGCUUGGUCAUCCGAGAAGUGUAGAACAUCAAGUAGAUGCUUUAAUACAACAAGCGGUGGAUCCUGCGAAUCUAUGUAAACUAUACCAUGGCUGGCAACCUUAUAUAUAGAAAACAUAAAUAACAAGAUCUACACACAACCAAACUUAUAUGGAAUCACCAUGUAUUUCAAAGUAAUAUUUAUUUCUUUUGAAAGAACUUGUUAUUGUUGCGAAGACUAAUGGUUUUUAUUGAAAAUAAACAAAUCGAUAGGACAAUCAGAUAGUACAGCUCGGUACGGUAUAUGGUAUAAAAAGGAAAAUAUGCAUCAUGUGGGGUUAUAGAACUUACAACCGGGGAAAGAUUAUUGGUCUUGUGGAGCAAGUAAUGUUCUUAGAGGGACAUAUCUGCAGAGGCAUAACACAGGGCGUUCUGUCCAAAACCUAUGCUAGGUAACAGGGACUAGGAAAGCUCAAAAAUAAAGCAAGGGAAAGUCGCCAAAAAGUAAUAACAGCUCGCCACGAUCGUUUAAUUGUCCAAUCAGCUGGAAGACACCCAACCAUUUCUCACCUGCAGCUCCAAAGGCAGCUUUUGGAAGCUACGGGUGUAACUGUUUCGGUUGAAACGAUAAGAAGAAGAGUUCGUGCCAAGAAAUAUAUAGCAGGAGACAGUUAUGGGUUCCCAGUUUUCCAGGCAGCACAAGAUUGAUCGCCUAAAUUGGUGUCUUCACCACCAAAACUGGAACAUUGGGAAUUGACAAAAUGUGCUAUUUUCAAAAAAAGUCAGGAUUUGUGUAAAAUCAGAUGACCCACGAAAUGGUGUACUUAGAGGUCAAGGAAGACAAGCAAAAACGAAAACUGUCAGAUCUGUUCACAAAUAUAAAAGGGGAAGUGUAAUGUUUUGGAGAGAAAUUGUAUGUGUUUUGUGUUUUAUUGGCACUGGUUUUCACAACCAACUGGCCAGUCAAUUUCAUAAUGAUUUUUUAGACUGUAACUUAUAGUCCAUUCUAACUUUUUAGAUUCCCCACUAACUCAGGGGAGUAAUAUGUAGUGUGUGUGUUGAGUAAGUGUCUUGUUACUUUGCAAAGUCGACGUCAUUGUAUUUGCAAAGAGACGCUAAUUGUAUUCGAACUCCGUAAAAAAACUCCUUUAGUUUUCAUCCAAUCAACUUAAACUAUAACCUAUACUUACGUUCUGGAGAGGUGCAACAGGAGAAAAUUUUAUUUUCAUGCAUGAUAAUGAACCUCCACAUACCAUUAGAGUGACUAGAGACAUCAUUGAAGCAGAAGGUAUCCCUUGUUUGGAGUGGCCUGCUUGCUCAUCCGAGCUUAACCCUAUAGAGUAUUUUGUAGGAUAUGCUUAAAAGAAAAACUAUAGCUCGCUGGGAUAAUUCACGAAAUACCGCACGGCAAGUAGAAGCUGCUCUUGAAGAAUGGAGCAAUCUACUACAACAAAAUGUUCAUAAUUUGAUUAGGAGCGUGCCCACGGAAACUGAAGCUUGUAUAAGGACUAGAGGUGAUAACACUGACUACAAAAAAAAAAAUAAAACCAAUUUAAACAUUAAUCGUUUUACAUUGAAAUUUUUUAUGCUAUUGACUUUAAAACAACUAGUUGCAAUUUGUUUUUUAAAUACUUUAUUGUUUUAUUUAAUUAUGUAUUUGUUAUUAAAUUGCUUUAAAAUAAAUAUUGUUUGACUUCGUGUGUUCGUUUUUUAAAUUCGCACGAAAUAAUAAGAAAAAUCAGAUGAUUCCAUAUAAGUUUGGGUGUGUGUAUAUAUGUUAUUACUAAUCUUUAAUUUUAAAUCAAGAGGAGUAAACCAAAAAGACAGAUUGACACCCAAGAAAGUCACUAGAUAUAUCACCAAAUAGGUACAUCUUCUUUUUUGGUUGAUCAUAUCGGCCUUUGACGGUAAUCCAUAAAUAUUAUAUUAUACUAAUACGUCGCUAAAGAGUUCUAAAAACAACUGUUUUUUUUUUAUAUAAAAACAGACUAAAAAUCUAAAAAUUAAAGGAAUAACGCAGAAAAUCGCUGAUAUAACUUAAUUAACCUAUGAAAUGCCAAAAGUGUCAAAAUUUUAAAGUGUCAGUGUCAAAAUUUAAUAACAGUGGAGUAAACUUGCCUGAGGUUGGACCAAUUACAAACAAGCUUUACGGCGCGGGAAAUUUGAAUUACUCCUCUUGGUUUAAAAACAGACUAUUGUGAUUAUUUUGUGAUAUUUGUUACUUUGAGUGUAUUGUUGUAUUAUGUAUAUUUAAAGAAUGAUGACAUUACAUUAUACAACGAUUAAUGCACUACAUAAUACCUAUUUUUAUCGUAAAGCAUACCCCCCCAUUAACGAAUUCGCUGCCACCUGACGCCAAAAGGUGUUCUGUGCUACUUGAAUCAGGUGCCACUGACGCCUUUUGGCGUCCAUAACCUGUAGAAUUAAAUAGAUUUCUUUUCGUAGUGACACCAUACUAAAGUGAUUGAAUAUAUGUAUAGGGUGAGGCAGAUAAAGGGCCUAUUAGAAAUAUCUCGAGAACUAAAUGCAACUGAAUUAUGAAAAUUGGAAUAAGGGGGUUUUGAAGACUGAUCUAUUUAAUGAAAAUAUUUUCAUCGACUUGGUACUUCCGGUUAUACCGGAAGUUGUUUAUAACUUCGUUUUUUUAAAUGGGACACCCUGUAUAUUUUCACAUUUUUGGAUUCUCCUCGAUUUCUUUUUUCUUAAAAUAUAAGGUUUUGUAACAUUAUACAGGGUAGGUUAAAAGA
Diabrotica virgifera virgifera (western corn rootworm) is the source of this 11013-nucleotide messenger RNA. Its product is annotated as serine-protein kinase ATM-like. The record is from RefSeq and is a predicted model, not a curated record. Gene Ontology annotation, biological process: DNA repair. The coding region runs from base 107 to 8398 and encodes 2763 amino acids. The transcript is spliced from 33 exons. Lineage: Eukaryota; Metazoa; Arthropoda; Insecta; Coleoptera; Chrysomelidae. Gene Ontology annotation, molecular function: protein serine/threonine kinase activity; protein binding.